This is a messenger RNA of Plasmopara halstedii, 2487 nucleotides long. RefSeq names its product pre-rrna-processing protein tsr1. Gene Ontology annotation, molecular function: U3 snoRNA binding; GTPase activity; GTP binding. Gene Ontology annotation, cellular component: preribosome, small subunit precursor; nucleus. Lineage: Eukaryota; Oomycota; Peronosporomycetes; Peronosporales; Peronosporaceae. The transcript has a single exon. The record is from RefSeq and is a predicted model, not a curated record. The coding region runs from base 1 to 2487 and encodes 828 amino acids. Gene Ontology annotation, biological process: ribosome biogenesis; maturation of SSU-rRNA from tricistronic rRNA transcript (SSU-rRNA, 5.8S rRNA, LSU-rRNA); endonucleolytic cleavage of tricistronic rRNA transcript (SSU-rRNA, 5.8S rRNA, LSU-rRNA).
AUGACGUCGCACCACCACCGCUCUGGGCCGCUAAAGCAGAAGAAUAAAAAGCACAAGACUGGCCGUCAUGAGUCUAAAACUUUACUUACGCGUCGAUUGGGUGGAAAGGUAGAGAGCCGCCGUGCCAGUGUCCGUAGCAACGGAUCAAGCAUAGGAAGUAUGAGUUUGUCGGGCCAGAAAGUAGCCCGUCUGCAGCGUCAAAAGCAUAUGCGCGACAACAAACGAGAAGAAGUGCUACUGCAGCGCCGGUUUGGACUAGGUGGAGCGUUCGGACCACCAAAGAUCAUUGCCUUGGUGGCGCUUAGCGACUUGGCCAACCUGUCCGAAGUGCAAGAGAGCAUCCUGGACGGUGCAGCAACCGUGGAGGAACCGGAUCAAGAUGGAAUUCGUCUUAAAAACUGCACUGUCGGGAUCUUCAGCCAACACAAACAGAAACUCUGCGUUAUUAAUUGCGGCUGCAAUCUGCUGGUUGCUCUAGACGCAGCUAAAGUGGCCGACAUUGUAGUAUUCGUGCUGUCCGUCCAUAAUGGCGUAGACGGUGGUCUAAGUGAAGAAGGAGUUAGGAUUGUCUCUGCAAUUCGCGCUCAAGGCUUGCCGACCACGGUGGGCGUUAUUCAGGGAUUGGAGAGGCACACAACCAAGAGCCAGUCAGAGCUCAAGAAGUUGGGUAGUAAGUUUUUUGCCUCGGAGUUCGGUGAGAGUGCCAAAGUGACACUGGCGAAUGUUCCUGGUCAAUUGACGCGCGUGUUGAUCACACUUUCACCUAAAAUUAUUCACUGGCGCGAGGCACGCUCGUACAUGCUUGCUACUACUGCCACGUUUGUGCCAGGCACAGAAGCGCAAAAUGAAAAGGGUGAACAGAUUGGUGAACUACAAGUAAAUGGAUACUUGCGCGGCAAACCAUUGUCAGUCAAUCAGCUGAUUCAUAUUACCGACGUGGGCACGUUUCAAUUGAGCCACAUCACCCGUGCUGCCGUACGUCAGGUACAGCGUGUAAAGGCAGACGUUAGCAUGAAUGCCAAACCUUCUAUUGCUUCGAGUGAGAUUGGUCAGAAUGAGGUUUACGUCCUCGCCACGGCCGACCCGGCAUUGCAGGAGGACCUUCGUUUUGAAGCCGAGUACAAUCCAUUUGCAUCAGAACAGACUUGGCCUACAAGCGACGAGAUUGCCGAGGCGGAAAAUGAAGCGAAGAAGCAACGAGAAGCGACGGCUACGGCCAACAAAGGUGCAUCGGGAUACCAGGCUGUCUGGCUCGAUGGUGAAGAUGAGGGUGACGAGAUGAAGGACGGUCAGGAAGAAGAGGAUGCUGCUGUGAAUCAAGACUUUUGCAAGACUAGCGAAAAUGAUGAUGAUGAUGAUGAUGACAUGUUUAUGGUGGACGAUGACGAAGUUGACCAGGUGCAGAAGCGCAACGAUGAUAAGGAUAAUAUGACAUUUCCGGAUGAAGUCGAUGUGCCCGUUGAUCAACCUGCACGCGUGCGUUUUGCUCGUUACCGCGGCAUGAAGUCGUUGCGUACGAGCGCAUGGGACCCGAUGGAGUCCCUUCCGGCAGAUUAUGCGCGUCUAUUUCAAUUCGAAGAUUUUGCCAUGGUCCAGCGUCUUGCCCUUGCGCGUGGCAAAGAAGCUGAGCGUGCCAUGAAGGAUCAGUUACGUCGCAAGUCUAGGACUCUGCAUACGCGGUCCCGUGCUUCAUCAAUGAAAAUGGAAGAUGUAAAUGAUACUGCUUCCGUAGCGUCGUCGUCUAUUGUGAGCGAGCCAUUGCCAACCGAAUUUGGCGUACGAGGAUACGUGCCAUCCGGAGUCUAUGUCACGCUGCAUUUUAAGUCUGUUUUUGUGGGAAAGCUACAGACGCGUAUCCAGGCUGGUCCGCUUGUCAUGGGUGCAUUGCUCAAGCAUGAGAACCGCUUGAGUGUGCUCAAUUUUACUGUGCAGCGUGCGUCAUCGUUUGCAGGGGAGACACUCAAGUCCAAAGACGAAUUGUCCUUUCACUGUGGCUUUCGACGAUUUUCAGGUAGACCUGUAUUUAGUGACCAGAGCUUGAAAAGCGAUCAGCACCUUUUCCAGCGAUUCUUACCGCAAACUGGCUGGAGCGUAGCUACCGUGUACGGCCCUGUGACAUUCCAGCCUGCUUCAUUGCUGCUGUUCAAGCCAGAUGGCCAGCUCGUAGCUUCUGGCACAUUAAAAAACGUCAACUCGAAUCGUGUUGUGCUCAAGCGUGUCAUUAUAACAGGCACACCAGUCAAAGUCAAAAAACGGAAAGCUGUUGUAAGGUACAUGUUUCACUCACCUGAGGAUGUCCGGUGGUUCAAACCAGUCGAACUGACGACUAAGCACGGGCUCACAGGCCACAUCAAGGAGUCAUUGGGAACGCAUGGGGAUCUCAAAGCGGUUUUCAACAAGCCCAUUAAACAGCAUGACACUGUAUGUCUCCACUUGUAUAAACGUGUCUACCCAAAGUUCCCGACGCUGAACCCUCUAUCAAACUGA